AUGGAAGUCCACACCCCCGAAGAUCAUGAAUGCCAGUGUUUUCCGUGCCAGAGGUUCAGAAACCUCGAUAGCCAGCUCGAAAAGGCCAAGCAGCUCGUCGCACGGCUAGCAUUCGAAAAGGAAGCCACCAAAUCCGCAAUCAACGCCGCCCACGACCCUAUAACUGGCAGGCUUCCCAUCGAGCUCACCACGCGCAUCUUCGCUCUGGCCAUGAGCGGCUGGAAUUAUCUCCCCUCUUUCAUGGACUCUAAAAGGAACACAGUACGACCGCCUCUCCUGUUUGGGGCCAUAUGUCGGAGGUGGAGGGAAAUUGCGUGGUUGACGCCCUCGCUUUGGACGGAGGUUGAUAUCUGCUUGUCGCCAGGGAAUGCCAUGCACCGGGGCACGCUGUUGGAUGAAUGGAUUCGGCGUUCGGGGCAGCUCCCUCUCCUAAUAACCAUCCGGACCGUUCACUUAUGCCCCGAGGAAGAUUCCAUCACCUUUUCAAACGAGGUACUCGACGUCAUCAACUAG
Molecule: messenger RNA, 513 nt
Organism: Cyclocybe aegerita
Lineage: Eukaryota; Fungi; Basidiomycota; Agaricomycetes; Agaricales; Hemipholiotaceae
Source: the annotation of a GenBank genome assembly